UUGACUGAACUUGUCAAAAUGGCGUUGUUGGUAGUAGCAGACUGGAGUUAGUUCACAUUAUUCACUGCCAUUUAUUCGGUUAUUGGGCAACACACGCAACAUUGGCCGCGACAGCAUGGCGACCCUAGAUCAGAAAUCUCCCAACGUGCUCCUCCAGAGCCUCUGCUGCAGAAUCACGGGGAAAAGCGAAGCUGAAGUUGCCCACCAGUUCCAGUAUGCAGUGCGAGUCAUUGGCAGUAACUACGCCCCAACUAUUGAGCGGGAUGAGUUCCUGGUGUCGGAGAAGAUCAAGAAAGAACUGCUGAAGCAGAGGAGAGAAGCAGACGCUGCGCUGUUCUCAGAGCUGCAUAGAAAACUACAGACGCAGAGUGUUCUGAAGCAUCGUUGGUCUGUUCUCUACUUGCUGCUCAGCCUGUCUGAAGACCCCCGCAAACCCUCCAGCAGGGUUGGAAACUAUGGCGCACUCUUUGCCCAGGCUCUCCCCAGGGACGCCCACUCCACCCCCUUCUACUGCACCCGGCCCCAGAGCCUGGCCCUGGGCUACGGGGAGAGGAGUGCCGGCCUGUCGGCGAGUGUGGGCACCAGCGGCAUCUCCAGUCUGGGAGUCUACACGCUGAACGGGCCCACGCCAACACCUCAGUCACUGCUGGCUGGUCAACCCCCUCAGUCUGCAGCAGGAGGCGGGCAGCCUCUGGGUUCUCGACUGGCCUGGGCUCUUCCUGUAAGCUGCUCCCCUUCCUCCGCUCUGGCCCCACUCGCCACUCGACCACCCCUCGGACCUCCAGUUCCCUCCUCCAGAGUGGUGCGUCCUCGCCGCGAUGGUGAGGUGAGUGAGGCGGCGCUGGUGCGGGACAUCCUCUACGUCUUCCAGGGAAUCGAUGGCAAGUUCAUCAAGAUGAGUGCCCAGGAUAACUGCUACAGAAUAGACAGCAAGGUGGUGCUGUGCAAGUCCCUGAGAGACACAAGCAGCAGACUGGCCGAGCUCGGCUGGCUCCACAACAAAGUCAGGAAGUACACCGAUGCCAGGAGCUUGGACCGGGCCUUUGGACUGGUCGGGCAGAGCUUCUGUGCAUCGCUCCACCAGGAGCUGAAGGAGUACUACAGGCUACUAUCUGUCCUCCACUCCCAGUUGCAGGUGGAGGAUGAGCAGGGCGUGACCGUGUGCACAGAGAGCAGUCUGACCCUCAGAAGGCUCCUGGUCUGGAUGUAUGACCCCAAAGUGCGACUCAAAACUCUGGCCGCCCUUGUCGACUUCUGCCAAGGUCGGAAAGGAGGUGAGCUGGCCUCAGCCGUCCAUUCUUACGGGAAAACGGGAGACCCGCAGAUGCGAGCGCUGGUUCAACACAUCCUCAGCCUGGUGUCACACCCCAUCCUCAACUUCCUUUAUAGGUGGAUCUAUGACGGGGAGCUAGAAGAUACCUACCACGAGUUCUUUGUAGCAUCAGAUCCCAACGUGAAGACAGAUCGUCUGUGGCACGACAAGUACUCCCUCAGGAAGUCAAUGAUCCCGUCAUUCAUCACCAUGGAUCAGGCCCGCAAGGUUCUGCUGAUUGGUAAAUCCAUCAACUUCCUGCAUCAGGUUUGUCACGACAGAACACCGCCGGGGAAAAUCACACCAGCAUCCACGUCUGCAGACACACCCAAAGAUGCUGCAGAGCUGCUGUCAGACCUGGAGGGGGCGUUUCAGGAGAAGAUUGAUGCCGCCUACUUUGACACCAGCAAAUACCUGCUGGACGUCCUCAACCGCAACUACCUGUUGCUGGAGCAUCUGCAGGCCAUGAGGAGAUACCUGCUGCUGGGUCAGGGAGACUUCAUCAGACACCUCAUGGACCUUCUAAAACCAGAGUUGGCGCGUCCUGCCACCACUUUGUAUCAACACAACCUGACUGGAAUCUUAGAGACGGCAGUCAGAGCCACGAACGCCCAGUAUGACAAUGCAGAGAUCCUCAAGAGACUGGAUGUUCGCCUGCUAGAGGUGUCUCCUGGUGAUACAGGCUGGGAUGUUUUCAGUCUGGACUACCAUGUUGAUGGACCCAUUGCUACGGUGUUUACAAGGGAGUGUAUGGGCCACUACCUGCGUGUGUUCAAUUUCCUGUGGAGGGCCAAGAGGAUGGAGUACACACUGACUGACAUCUGGAAGGGACAGAUGUGUAAUGCCAAGCUGCUCAAAACCAUGCCUGAGUUGUCCGGCGUGCUGCAUCAGUGUCACAUCCUGGCCUCCGAGAUGGUCCACUUCAUCCACCAAAUGCAGUACUACAUCACCUUUGAGGUGCUGGAGUGCUCCUGGGACGAGCUGUGGAACAAAGUGCAGCAGGCUCAGGACCUCGACCACAUCAUCGCUGCCCAUGAAGUCUUCCUUGACAGCGUCAUCUCAAGAUGCCUGCUGGACAACAACAGCAAGUCUCUUUUGACCCAGCUGAGGGCCAUAUUUGAUCAGAUCAUCGAGUUCCAGAACGCGCAGGACUCCCUCUACCGCUCGGCACUGGAGGAACUCACCCUGCGACUGCAGUUUGAAGAGAAGAAGCAACAGAGAGAGGAGGAGGGUCAGUGGGGAGUGACAGCCGAACAGGAAGCAGAGGAGAAGAAGAGGAUUCAGAAGUUCCAGAAGACUGUACCAAACAUGCACGCCCAGCUCCGCCUCCUCACUCACGUCUACCAGACCAUCGUCCAGCAGUUCCUGGUGUUGCUGAUGACCAGUUCGGAUGAGAGUCUGCGUUUCCUCAGCUUCAGACUAGACUUCAAUGAACACUACAGGGCCAGAGAGCCAAGGCUGCGAGCCUCACUAGGUGCCACCAGGGGGCGACGACCGUCAAAUAUCUGACAUAAUGGCGAUGGCAUCAACAAGUGAGGCUUCCAGUGAUUGGAGCGUGGGGUAUGACAUCACAGUGGGCACUCGUGACAUCACAGAGAUGGGCCAGCCAGCAGACUUGAAACAAGCUUCAUGUUGUGAUGAUGUCAUGCCUUGGAGGAGCGACCCAGCGCUGCUCCGGUGUCGCGGCGGUCGCCAAGUGAUGACAUCACAGCAGACGGCUCUGGCAAAGUCAGCCGUGUGGAAUCACAAAGGAAUAAAGUCCAGUAAAUAAAACUUUCCGAGCUCGUCGUGACGUGCAGAGCAAACACCCUGAACAGACUGCUCGAAUAUUCAGCAAGUAUUCUGCAAAACAUGAGGUCAAUUUGGGAAAACGGAGUGCGAGGAGGUAAAUAAAAGCAGCUGUCAGACUGAGCUCCCCGAGUCACAUGGCAUGCCUUAUUAAUGAGAACAAACACUUUCUCAGCACGGUUGCCAAAUCUAGUCCCAACUCUCACAAUGUAUGUACAUAGAGUUUAUGCAAAAAUGUACGUAUGUGUAUAAAUGCAUCUUUACACGUCAACACUUGUGGCUUUGCAUCUUCGCACUAGGAUUCAACCGAUAUAGGUGUGAUAUUUUUUCAACUUUCUAUUUGUAGCAGUUAUUAAAAUGAUCGAAUUUGAGCGUUUUUAUUGCAGUUAAUCCGUACGUGGCCGUGUUUCUGCUGAUUUGUUUCCGUUAAGGUGGAAACAAACAGCAUUCACAGUUUGACUCAGUCUUCAGCAUACUGAAUACUGAAUAUGAUCAGUAUUGGCACACCAGUAUAUCGGUCUAACCCUAGUUCUCCUCUCACCUCUUUAAAAUCCAGGGUUUUAUAGUGUCAGCUGUCCAAUCACAAUCAUACACAGGAUGUAGAAUUACGCACACACACACACACUUGCUGACAAUUCUGCUUCCAUUGACAUGAAGACAAUCUGGCUCAUACAGACAAAAAGCCAACUUUGUUUACACCUCGUUUUAGUAGAUUUGUAACUGUUUGCCGUUACACAGGUGAGGCUAUAAACAUCUGGCGUCACCUCGACUGACACCGACCGAUGUAAAGAAUGUUACUAUGAGUUUAGUUUAUGUGGUUUCCCUGUUUAGUUUACAGUUGGUGCUUUUGUGUCUGUAUGAGCGAUGGAUCAUGUCAAAGAAACUCACAACAACCACAACAACCUCACUUCGUCUCAUCGCAUCAACAAUAGGAACUAUAAAUGUUCAGAUGUGUCUUUAAAAAAAAUGUAAAUAUUUCUAAAUGAAAGUCCAUAUUUAAAGAAUUUAAUGGUUAUAAAUGUGGGCGGUUUAUUUUCUGAAAACAAGUCAACGUUAUCCAGAGGAAAGCAACAGUAGUUGUGUUAGUAAGUGAGGUUUGCUGUGCGUAUGAGGUGAAGAUGCUGUUUGAACAGUCGCCCAAAUUGUUACUCACAUUUCGUUAAUCGGACCUAACUGUUUGCUGGAAUUCCUUUGUAGUACACAGUCGAAUGCUUUUGCUGUUCAAAAAAGGCCAAACGUUUGUUGGUAUUGAAAAGUCAAGUUGCAAUUUAAUCAUCGAGUUAAACAAUCAGCUGUGAGCGUUGAUCUCACUUUGUAGGAGCUCUGAUCCUGGAUCAGCGAGGGCAUGUUUCUAAGAGCAAGGAAAUAAAAUUGAUACGCUUAAUGUAGUACCAUAGAUUCAAAGGUUAAAAACUAUUACGUCAAACUCUGAGAGUAAACGUGCAUCAAAAGUAUUUGCAUUUCACACUUUUUUGUUUUGUUAGUUUCAUGGGGGAGUAUUUACUUCAGCAGAUGAACAAACUAUAUUUCAGUUUGGGGAAAUUCUCAGCCGGAGCUACAAAACCGUUUUCAUUUAGCAGCAUGCACACUGAGCUCAGGAGCAGAUGUUCCUCAACAUCAGCCCUGCAGUCUAUGUGCACAGACUGACUCAUAACGAUCCACAUGUGUGCAGUGAUGUUCCCGCUCUGAUUUUUGUCUUUUAUUUUUACUGUCGAUGAAACAAACUGGUGCUGCUUAUGGUCACUGGACCAGUUAACUGCUCCUUGACAAUGAGUUCCUGAAGUGAAACACUUAACUGAACCUGGGUCAGCACUCCUGCAUCGUCUGUCUCUGUUUGUCCUCGACAUUGUAUAGCACAUAAUGUAUAGAAUAUAGGGAAACAAACCAUCCCACUUCUUCUUUAAUAAAAUGUUUU
Messenger RNA from Epinephelus fuscoguttatus (brown-marbled grouper), 5015 nucleotides. It is a transcript of the gene tubgcp3, whose product is annotated as tubulin, gamma complex associated protein 3. The coding region runs from base 116 to 2821 and encodes 901 amino acids. The transcript has 22 exons. Gene Ontology annotation, cellular component: equatorial microtubule organizing center; spindle pole; gamma-tubulin small complex. Gene Ontology annotation, molecular function: microtubule minus-end binding; gamma-tubulin binding. The record is from RefSeq and is a predicted model, not a curated record. NCBI's taxonomy places the organism in Eukaryota, Metazoa, Chordata, Actinopteri, Perciformes, Serranidae. Gene Ontology annotation, biological process: mitotic cell cycle; spindle assembly; cytoplasmic microtubule organization.